Messenger RNA from Paramormyrops kingsleyae, 2539 nucleotides. Lineage: Eukaryota; Metazoa; Chordata; Actinopteri; Osteoglossiformes; Mormyridae. The record is from RefSeq and is a predicted model, not a curated record.
CGGGAUGGAAGCCACUCUAUUGCUAGUGGUCGGCUUUUCUCACACGAGGGGAGUGGCCAUAACCUUUCUGGUCCUUGCUGUCGGCUUUAGUGGAUUUGCAAUCUCAGGGUUUAAUGUGAAUCACUUAGACAUAGCUCCACGCUAUGCCAGCAUCCUCAUGGGCAUCUCCAAUGGAGUCGGAACUUUGUCAGGCAUGGUGUGCCCACUGAUAGUGGGGGCCAUGACGAAACACAAGACACGGGAGGAGUGGCAGUAUGUAUUUCUCAUAGCUUCUCUUGUUCAUUAUGGAGGCGUUAUCUUCUAUGGCAUCUUUGCCUCCGGAGAGAAGCAGCCUUGGGCAGAGCCCGAGACCACCAGCGAGGAGAAAUGUGGGAUCCUUGAUGAAGACGAGCUAGCUAAUGAAACGGAGGAGUUAUACCAUACCGGCGGAGGGGGGCAGUAUGGAGCGAUGAGCCAGCCCCAGCCCGGCAUGAACCCAAACGGAGGAGGAGGAGGAUGGGCCACCGACUGGAACAAGACUGAGGAGUAUGUGCAGCCAGCAGGAUCCAACAGCUACCUGUAUGGCAGGGAGGGAGAGAGAGCGCUACCAUAGCGGAGUGCUGUGACUGGGACGGGGAAGCCAGAGUACAGAUGGAGAUAAGAGGAGGGGGAUGAAACAGUCACUAUGAGAUGGAUGUAGAUUAGUACAGGGUAUGAGCGAGGAGACUGAUACAUUAGAGAAAGGGACUGGGGCGGCAGUAGGGGGCGCUAUGCUGACUGAAUGGCUUCGUCAAAGAAAGGAUGACCAAAGAAGAGUUCAGAAAACAGAAAAGAAGUCAUGCAGACGAAGACCAAACACCCAAACAAGCAGGUUUGGCCUGUGGCCUGUUUGUGACACUUCCUAUGUCAUGUGCAUUUGUGGGCGUGUGUUUGUGUGUGUGCAGGUGUUUCAGUUUGGUUUGGACCAUGUUCAUGCAUAUAUGCAGGCGGAGGAGCAUUUUUGGGUAACAGAGCCUGGAUUCUCCCACUCCUUGCAGAUUUUUUUCUAUGUCAUUCCAAGCCCAUUUGUUAUAGAUUUUGAUUGGACCCUGUCUCAUAUUUAAGGCUGGCUCUGCAUUGUAUUUCUACUCUAGGUUUGUUUAUUAAAUGAAAUAUAAAUGACAAAAUGAAUCAGUUAGAAAGACAGGCAACUCUAGUGCAACAUUUCGCUAACAAAUGAUCAUUUAUUCGGUGUUAAGCAUCUUGACAUUCAGGAGCCAGUGUAAUUUUUCUUAAAGUAUUGCAAACAUUCAUGUAAACAGUGUUUAUUUUUCCAAUGCAAACAAAAGAAAAACCUUGUUAUUGUUCAUAGCAGCAAGACAAUUACCUUUGUGAUGAACCACAACUGUACUGAAAAUACUUAUAAAACGAACACAGAGAGCACACAUUUAAGUGUCAGAUUUACCCAUUUUUUGAUUUUCCUACACAAAAAUAGUUAAUCUCUCAGAGGAUAAUGUAGUUUAUCAGUUGCCUAAAGAGAUUAAAUGUGCUGCAUUAGUGUUCCCAUCUACAAGAUUUGAACCCACAAUCUCCCAGGUAGGGCACCGGUUUCCUAAAACAGGAAGUGACACACUUGUACAAUUUUGAUGAUUGCAUAUUGUCUAUGAAAAUAUUACACAAUAAUGAAUAGUGUAUGGAAUCAUUCAUGAAGUUAAUGUCAUUUAAGUGGAAUUUCUGUUUAAAGGAGUUCUAGAUAUUAAGAGGUAUUAAUUCAAACCGAAAAAAAUAACUGAAAUAAAAUACACAAAACUAAGACAUAGUGAUAGAACUGAAAACAAACCAACAAAUAAUUUUCCUCCAAUAGCACUGCAAUAUUCUCCUGUUGUAAUGUUACUACCACAAACAUUUACUGCCAACUGAACAUACUUACAGGAAGCAGCAUAAGUUAGGAGCUGCUUCAAAAAGUGUCAACCUGCAGGAUUUUCUCAUAUCAUAGGCAGACUUAAGUGUUGUAUUUCUUUAAUUUAGAAGUCAGCUGGAGGUGUCCCUUUGCCAAAGUGGGGAGGGGGGGGGGAGGGGAGGAGCUUAGGUUAUUCACAUUAUGUUUUCAAUUAACUUGACUUGACAAAUCUUAAUAUCAGAUUAGUAGAUUAAUAGUACAGGGUUUAGUCCUAAGGAUUCACUAAGAAAAAUGUUAUAAAUGGUAUUUGUGGAAACUGUGGAACUGGACAAAGAAUCUGAGCUAUAAUUUUGUUUGAAUGUAAAUAGUAUUGGUAAUGCAAUAAGAGGACACACAUUGGUAUAUUUACUUAUAAGUUUAGCAAUAAAGGCAGUCCUGAAACUCUGAAAGCUGCUCUGACAGUUUGACUCAUCAUCAACGUUUGAUGACCUGUUGGUUCAAACAGCUUUCAUGCAGAAACUUCUGCUGUUGUGACUGAGCCAAUCAGAGACGCUAAAGCUGUUUGUGGGCACUGCAGCACUGACCAGCUAAGGUGUUCUACUGUACAAAGACUGUAUAGAGAAAAGACCUUCACUUCCAUCACAUAUCCCCACUGCACUGACCAGCUAAGGUGUUCUACAA